Messenger RNA from Lytechinus pictus (painted urchin), 7261 nucleotides. RefSeq names its product cullin-2-like. The transcript has 22 exons. The coding region runs from base 203 to 2434 and encodes 743 amino acids. Gene Ontology annotation, cellular component: SCF ubiquitin ligase complex; Cul2-RING ubiquitin ligase complex. Lineage: Eukaryota; Metazoa; Echinodermata; Echinoidea; Temnopleuroida; Toxopneustidae. The record is from RefSeq and is a predicted model, not a curated record. Gene Ontology annotation, biological process: SCF-dependent proteasomal ubiquitin-dependent protein catabolic process; protein ubiquitination. Gene Ontology annotation, molecular function: protein-macromolecule adaptor activity; ubiquitin protein ligase binding.
AUCUUACAUCGCGAUAUUGUUGGCUGGAACUGUUGGCUGGCUUGCUGUUGGCUAGCUUAUUGUUGGCUGACUCUACUCCGGCAGUGACAUCAUCAUUCACCUUUAAUAAGCUUUUGAUCACAAAUACUGAGUAACACAGUAGGGCAUAGGAAAGACAGAGGAAAGGUCUUCUUUGAAGGGAUCUCAUCUUGUUGACGUAGCCAUGUCACUGAAGCCGAGGAUUGUGAAUUUUGAGGAAACUUGGGGUAGGCUGCUAGAGACUGUCCAGACGGUCAUCCAGUUGGGAGACAUCAAAAGGGCCACUUGGAGCGACAGAUUUCCAGAUGUGUAUGCUUUAUGUGUAGCUUUCCCUGAGCCGCACAGUGAAAGGCUGUACAAUGAGACUAAAUCAUUUCUUGAAGAGCAUGUGGAUAACCUCAGAAAGCAAGUGGCUGGUGCUGGGGAAUCCUUGCUAUCUCAGUAUCAUCGAUUCUGGCAACAGUAUAGCAAAGGAGCUGCUUAUAUGGAUCAACUCUACUCAUAUCUGAACCAGCACAUACGCAAGCAGAAGAUGAGUGAGGCCGACAGGAACUUUGGUGCUUUCACAGAUACAAUAGAAGAGCAACUGAUGGACAUAGGCGAAUUGGCCCUGGAUAUCUGGAAAAGGUUGAUGAUUAGACCACUCGAUAGGAAUCUCCAAGAACUUCUCCUUCGAGAAUUGUUUAAAGAUCGAGCAGGAGAAGACACACAACAUAUAGUCCUUCAUAGUGUUAUCAAUUCACUGGUUGAAGUUGAACAGUACAAGAAGAAACAACAGCUCAAGCUUUACCAAGACUUAUUUGAGAUCAAAUGCUUAGAACAAACAGGAGCAUUCUAUAGGAAAGAGGCUGCUAGAUUACUACAAGAUCAUGACUGUUCACAGUACAUGGCCAAGGUGUUACAAAGGCUCCAAGAAGAACAGCUAAGAAGUCGAAAGUUCCUUCACCCCAGCUCCUACGACCGGGUUCUAGAGGAGUGUCAGAAGAGAAUGGUAGCAGAUCAUAUGUCAUUACUCCAGUCUGAAUGUAGAAUGAUGGUUCGACAUGAGAAGAGACAAGAUCUUUCAAGAAUAUACGAGCUUCUAAAACCCUUCUCAAGUGGGAUAAGUAUCAUGGUGAAGGAAUUAGAAACACACAUAGUCGAUUCGGGUCAACAGGCAAUAGCCGGGCUACAUGGAGACAAUAUACCAGCCCAGUUUGUAGAAGCAAUGCUGUCAUUACACGGCAAAUUUUCAGAAAUGAUAACAACAGUCUUCAAUAAAGAUCAACUCUUUACAAAAUCAUUAGAUAUGGCAUGUUCAUCAGUAGUCAACAAGAAGCUUUCUCCAAAACACAAUUCAUGUAAAUCACCAGAACUGCUGGCACGGCAUUGUGAUGCAUUACUGAAGAAGACUUCGAAAGGGAGCAGCGAAUCAGAACUCGAUGACAGGUUAGGGCAAUGCAUUCUGGUCUUCAGAUAUAUAGACGACAAAGACAUCUUCCAAAGGUUCUAUGCACGUAUGUUAGCGAAGAGAUUAAUACACGGUCUAUCAACAUCAAUGGAUGCAGAGGAAGCCAUGAUUAAUAAACUAAAGCAAGCGUGUGGGUACGAGUUCACUAAUAAGCUUCAUCGGAUGUUCACUGAUAUGGGGGUCAGCGAUGAUCUCAAUAACAAAUUUGCCAGGUUUUGCCAAGAGAAGGAGACGGACCUCGGGAUCAACUUCUCUAUCUACGUCCUCACGACCGGUUCAUGGCCUCUUGGCCAGUCUGCUCUCACACCGUUUGCAAUGUCACAAGAACUAGAGAAGAGUGUUAGAAUGUUUGAAAUUUUCUACAGUGAAAAGUUCCCAGGAAGGAAACUAACAUGGCUGCAUCAUUUGUGUACAGGUGAACUAAAGCUGAACUACUUGAAGAAGCCGUACAUCGUAACCACCACCACGUUCCAGAUGGCUGUAUUACUCAUGUUCAACAACCAAGACACCGUGCAGUAUUCAGAGUUAAUCAAUAGUACUCUGAUCAAUGAGAAAGAACUCGUUAAAACAGUCCAGUCUCUCAUCGAUACCAAGUUCAUCGAACAGAACAAUGAGGGCCCAAUCACAGAGAGCACAUGCUUCAAACUAAAUCUUGCAUACUCUAACAAGAGGACAAAGUUCAAGAUUACAACAGCUAUCCAGAGAGAUCCACCCCAGCAAGAAGUAGAACAAACUCACAACGCAGUGGACGAGGAUAGGAAACUCUAUCUCCAAGCAGCCAUCGUCAGAAUCAUGAAAGCACGCAAGAAACUCAAACACAACAUGCUCAUACAAGAGGUAAUAUCUCAGGCCAGGGCUCGCUUCUCACCCAGCGUAAGCAUGAUCAAGAAAUGCAUAGAGGCCCUCAUCGACAAGCAGUACUUAGAACGGACACUCAAAGCCGAUGAAUACGCCUAUGUGGCAUAGCCUCGUCCACGGUCCCACCCAUUCAUUAUCCUGUGGUGUCGCAGUGAACACUUUGGCUGUUUGAUGAUUUCAUGUAGGAGAUGGAUACUGUGAAGUGUUUGUGCUUCAUUUUCGUUUGGCCAGUGUGUGAAGGUCGAGAAGAUCACUCGCGUGAAAUGAAAUGAAAUGGGGAACUGCCGAACUGAAGCUGUAGAAUGAUUGGUGCCGCAAGGGGACAAAGUCAAUGCGAACGAUGUCAGUGUUUUAUACCGAAAAAAAUGCCUGUCUGUUGAAGAUGGUCUAAAACUCUGCCAUUACUGACUACUGAGUUCUGUGAUUCCCAUAGACUUUGUAUGGGGAGAAUUAGGUUCCAGUAAACAAGAGGUUACCGUUAAUAGAGCAAGAAGAUGAUGAAUUGAGCAGAGCCGAACGGAUGAACCUCGAUUUUUAUACAGGAAUACAUGAAGCUUUCACCAAGAGACAUUGUGGGAAGCUACAGCGUUUCAUCCAGCAAGGAGUAUAUAGAUCAUCCUUUACUACUCAAUAUCCACAAUUGCUGUAGAAGAGGACACGCAGAUACAGAAAUUUAUUUGGAUAUCAAUUUUUUUUUAAAUGAGCAUGAGCAUUGCAGUUCUUUUCACCCAAUUCAUACCAAUGUACCUUGCAUGAUGUGGGCCCAUCUCCGCUCCCUGAUUAGUAUUCCACCUGUACCAGAGUUUCUUCACUGCGAACAUGUGUUGUCUUGCAUUUAGCAACCGUGUGGCCUCCGUUUUGCUCCUGUGUGAAGAGAAAGAUAAGAGAUUUGAACCUCGAACCUUCCCAUCUUAAGUGCAGUCUCUUUACCGCUUUGCCACAAGGAUUUGAUGCUGCCAAUGGUUUAUUUUUUAUUACAAUAAAUGUAGUUAUACCCUGGGCUUGAAGUCGUGAACAUCAAUGCUUGCUUAAGGGAGAUUACCUCGUGAAUAUUAAUGUACCUGCUGGAUCUAUGGAAAUAUAAUCUCAACCAUAUUAAUAAUUUCUUUAAUUUGGGCUUUCCAUAAUCUUGGCAUGGAUUUAGAUGAAAGCUGAAGUUAAAUCACGCCAGGGCCCUGUUGCAUAAAAGUUACUAUCAAGGUAACUUUACCAUCCAAUGGUAACUACCAUGGUAACAAAAAAAAAACUACCAUGGUAACAAUGCCAAGCAGCAAAUCAGAAUCAAGGAUUUCAGGCAAGUUACCACAGAAGUAACUUUUAUGCAACGGGGCCCAGAAUAUGGGCAUUUGCUGUGCCCAACUACAUGAAAUAACACUUGAAAUUCUUAUUCUGGCUAUAAAAAUAAAAUAAUCUGGGUGAAUGAAAUAUGCAUACAGCCAUGAAUUACAUUAUCAACAUAAGUGCUUUUCCUUUUGUGUAAUAGACUUUAUAGGCCAAGAAACUUUUAAUUAUAUAUGCAUAACCAACUUUGUAUUUCAAAGUACCAUGAUUGUCCUUCAAAACUGGCAAAUCUACAGUAUGACCCUUUGAACCCGAAAAGCCAGAAUACCGGCUUCACCAUGAACGCGCAUAUACCCUAAUAGCCAGAAUACAGGCUUUAACUCAUGUGAUUCGAAAGGCAAGGAUUUUAGGUGUCGGGUGACCUACAUGUAUAAAAAUGACGUCAUUUUAUAGAUAUUCAGUCCAUAACUUCUGUUUAUAAUUUUGUUGACGAUUGGCUUUCAUUUAUAACGUUUUAGCAUAAAAAAUGGCCCAAAUAUACUACCCUACCAAGAAGGCUCAUGCGAUAAUACAUGGCGAGUCGUAUACGGACUUCAUGUGUAUGUGUAUGCUGAUAUUAUUGUUAGUACGGGAAGCUAAACAACAUCAGCCGGGUCAGGCCGGGUACCAGCGGAGCAUAAGGUGCCGCUGAUAUGGUUUGGCUAGAAUCAUGAGAAUAGGAGAUCAUUGUUUGAAAGAGUAAACUGUUACGGAGUCAUGCCUUCUUAAAAAUCUCUUUUCAUUUUUUCCCCUUGAAAUGAAUAUUCCUUAUUGAUGCUGUGAGUUGUUGCUUUUUUAUUUUGUCUUCAUGGCAAAAGUCAAAUUUGAAAGAAAAAAUAUCAUAGGCUGCAAGUUUACAUCUGAAAGUGUUAUCUUAUGUACAUGUGUAAGAGUAGAUUAACAGAACUUUCAAGUGGAUAUAGAGAUGUUAGAACUAGACAUUUCCUGAUAAGUCGGACAUAUUUCUUUAUGCAUGCCUUAUUCUAAAAAUGAUGAACAGCAACGAAAAAUGUAUGAUGCGUAACAUAGAACAUAAAUGCCCAACCCUAUUUGUGUCUCGCCUUCAUAGCAGAGCGAGCCUAUAGGCACCGCCUUUCCGAUGGCGUUGGUGGUGGUGGCGGCCAAGGUUAAGUUUUUGAAGUGUCAUCAUAACUCAGAAAGUAUAUGGACCUAGUUCAUGAAACUUGGUCAUUAGGGUAAUCAAGUAUUACUAAACAUCCUGCCCGAGUUUCAGGUCACAUGACCAAGGUCAAAGGCCAUUUAGGGUCAUUGAACUUAGACCAUGUUAGGGGAAUCAAAAUCUUAACCAAGGUUAAGUUUUUAAAAUAUCGUCAUAACUUUGAAAUUUUAUGGAUCUAGUUCAUGAAUCCUGGACAUAAGGGUAAUGGUGUAUCACUCCAUCCUGGCAUCCUGCCAUAAUUUUUAGGUCACAUGACCAGGGUCAAAGGUCAUUUAGGGUCAACAAUCUUACAUGUAGGCCAUGUUUGGGGUAAUUGUUGAAUUGCUAUUAUAACUCUGAAAGUUUAUGGAUAUAAAUUUAGUUUAUGAAACUUAGACAUAAGAGUAACGGUGUAUCACUGAAUAUCCUAUGCGAGUUUCAGGUCACAUGAACAAAGUCAAAGGUCAUUUAGGAUCAACAAACUUUAGGCAAUUUUUUUUUAAAUGAGCAUGAGAUAAUUGCAGUUCUUUUCACCCAAUUCAUACCAAUGUACCUUGCAUGCCCAUCUCCGCUCCCUGAGGAGUAUUCCACCUGUACUAGAGUUCCUUCACUGCGAACAUGUGCUGUAUUGCAUUUAGCAACCGUGUGGCCUCCAUUUUGCUCCUGUGUGAAGAGAUAGAUAAGAGAUUUCAACCUCGAACCUUUCCAUCUUAAGUGCAUUCUCUUUACCGCUUUGCCACAAGGAUUUGAUGCUGCCAAUGGUUUAUUUUUUAUUACAAUAAAUGUAGUUGUACCCUGGGCUUGAAGUCGUGAAUAUUAAUGCUUGCUUGAGGGAGAUUACCUCGUGAAUAUUAUUAAAUGUGCCUGCUGAAUCUAUGGUAAUAUAAUCUAAACCAUAUUUAAUAAUUUCUUUAAUUUGGGAUUUCCAUAAUCUUGGCAUGGAUUUAGAUGAAAGCGGAAGUUAAAUCAGACCAGGGGCCCAUAACACAAAGCUUAGCAAUGAUCGUAGAACAUUUUUCUACGAUUGAUUGCAUUGACUACAAUGUAUAAUCAAUCGUGGAAAUCAAGCGUACGACUAAUCGCUAACCUUUGUGUUACGGGACCCAGGACCCCAUUGCAUAAAAGUUACUAUCAUGGUAACUUUGCCAUCCAAUGGUAGCUACCAUGGUAACAAUGCCAAGCAGCAAAUCAGAAUCAAGGAUUUCAGGCAAGUGACCACAGAAGUAACUUUUAUGCAACGGGGCCCGGAAUAUGGGUAUUUGCUGUGCCCAACUACAUGAAAUAACACUUGAAAUUCUUAUUCUGGCUAUAAAAAUAAAACAAUCUGGGUGAAUGAAUUAUGCAUAUAGCCAUGAAUUACAUUAUCAACAUUAAGUGCUUUUCCUUUUGUGUAAUAGACUUUAUAGGCCAAGAAAAUUUUAAUUAUAUAUGCAUAACCAACUUUUUAUUUCAAAGUACCAUUCUUGUCCUUCAAAACUGGCAAAUCUACAGUAUGACCCUUUGAACCCAAAAAGCCAGAAUACCGGCUUCACCAUGAACGCGCAUAUACCCUAAAAGCCAGAAUACAGGCUUUAACUCAUGUGAUUCGAAAGGCAAGGAUUUUAGAUGUCAGGUGACCUAUAAAAAUGACGUCAUUUUAUAGAUAUUCAGUCGAUAACUUCAGUUUAUAAUUUCAUUGACAAUUGGCUUUCAUUUAUAACGUUUUAGCAUAAAAAAUGGCCCAAAUAUACUACCCUACCAAGAAGGCUCAUGCGAUAAUACAUGGCGAGUCGUAUACGGACUACAUGUGUAUGUGUAUGCUGAUAUUAUUGUUAGUACGGGAAGCUAAACAACAUCAGCCGGGUCAGGCCGGGUACCAGCGGAGUAUAAGGUGCCGCUGAUAUGGUUUGGCUCGAAUCAUGAGAAUAGGAGAUCAUUUAUUUCAAAUGUCAUGUAUUCCUUCAUUUUGUGGAAAAUCUUGGUAUCGGCAAAUAAUUCAGGGUGAGGGUCACGAUCGUCCCAAUUAAUUCAGGGUUCAAAGGGUUAAAACAAGAAAAGUUUGGGUACAGUUUCUCAUAAAAAUGAGAAAAGUUGUGAGUGGAAAGUCAUGCAUAAAAUAGUAGACACGUUGUGGACUAGUGGGUCUGACUCUCACCCAAAUGGAAUCCUAGCCAUACUGUGCUAUCUUUCAGCAAGAAAUUUAUCCGCACUGUGCUGCACUCAACCCAAGGAAGGUGAAUGGACUAAUUCCUUGAAAUGCACUGAGCGCUGUUGAAAAAUUGGUAGCCCGAGGUAAGGCUGGGGUAAUAGUAGCAAGCUCUUUGUAUCCUAGGCAAAAAGCGCUAUAUAAAUCCAGCUAUUAUUAUUUGUGUUAAUUAUGAACGCCGUGUUGAAAAUUACCCCUUGGCCAUUCAGUUUUUGUACGGAUAGAAAGAAAGGAUUGUUUGAAAGAGUAAACUGUUAUGGAGUCAUGCCUU